This is a messenger RNA of Malus domestica (apple), 1708 nucleotides long. RefSeq lists its product as uncharacterized. NCBI's taxonomy places the organism in Eukaryota, Viridiplantae, Streptophyta, Magnoliopsida, Rosales, Rosaceae. The record is from RefSeq and is a predicted model, not a curated record.
GAUCAAUCAAAAAUAAAUUGGAUUGGCAUUGACUCGAUUCAUCUGCCUUACUGGCGAAGCAAAUCCCACGUUAUAAUUAGCCCAACGAUCUGCAGCUUUUCUCAUCCUCUCCACUCUCUCACACCCACACAGCAAUGGAGGAGCCUCUGCUUUCACCAGGGAGAAGCGGCGAAUUGGGAGAGAAGGGGAGUGAGAAAUGGAGCUCGUACGAGUACGUGGGAAGAGCUGGGUCGGUGAUUCCGACGGCAGCGCUGGCCGGGACUGAUGUCAGCGUCGAGGAGAUACGGUCGGCGGCUGCUGAUUCUGAUCGCUACCCGCCUUCUAUCCAUGCCGGUCUGGUUAGUCCGCAGGAGCCUGAUCCUUCUGAGCAAGCUGUUGCUUAUCAAGGUGGAUAUGGUGGAGGUUAUGGUGGCGCCACAAGUGAACUCCAUAGGCAAAUACUGGAUGAAGUAGAAAUACGAGAAUUGCUCAUUGAUCAUGUUGGGCAUAGAUGCUGUUGGGGAAGUCGUCCUGCACGGACCUGGAAAAUUGAAAAAGUAGAAGAUUGCAACGUUUAUGUGGGAACACUGGAUACUUUCAUUGAAGAAAGGGAAACCUUAAGAGAAACGGAGCCAUACCUUGGUGGCAAUAUUGAUGGAAAAGAUAAGGGGCCAGAACUUGGAAUCUGGGAAUUGGAUUUGAAGUCUCAGUUUCCUGUUUUAUUUAUACCCCAUCAUGAAUCACGGGCAAUAAUUCCUCAUUCUGAGUCCAUGGAAAAAUGUUCAGGUUGUGGGGGAAGAGGUGGUAAUGUGUGUCCUACAUGCAAUGCAAAUCAAGAACCUGGAUUCUACAAAGAAAAUCAGAUGGCUACGUGUUCUGCUUGUUAUGGAAGGGGCUUAAUUGCUCAUAAAGAUGGAUCCGACUCGAUAUGUGGGAGUUGCAAUGGUAAAGGAAAGAUCCCUUGUCCAACAUGUGGAUCUCGUGGUUUAAUAAAAUGUUUGACAUGCCAAGGGAAUGGUUCUCUUUUGACACGUAAUGUUGCCCUUGUUAAAUGGAAGACGCUCUCAACCAGAAAGGUAAGUGCAACUAGCGGAGCAGCAUCUGUUCCAGAUGAGGUUUUCCACAGAGCAAAAGGAGUCCAGUUGUGCAACACUCAGGCAUACCAGUGCACGCCAGCCUUCUUUGCCGACUCUUUCUUCCUUAACCAGUUCUCCUCCGAAGUCAUUGCAGACAGAGCUCAUGUACCUCUCACUGCAAGGGUGGUGAGUGAGAGGCACACGAUCUCCGUUGUGCCAGUGACACGUGUCACCAUGGCUCAUCGUACUCGGUUGUUCAGUUUCUAUAUCAUCGGGUUUAGCAGGGAGGUGUACUUAAAGGACUACUAUCCCUCCAGGUUUUGCUGGGGGUUGUGCCCUUGCUUGGAGUGGUUGAAGUUGUGAAGUUGAAGAUUGUCAAUCCUAUAUCAAAUUUGCUAGUGGUUUGCUCCCUUCGGUGAGAAUAAUAAAUAAUGUUGCUGCAUCUGUGCACAAGAGUCUAGAGGCGGUCGGUAGACUUUGGUUGGAGGUCUCAAAUUCGAUUCACACGGAUGCGAGCCCGAUGCGUCGUUGUAGAGAGUCAAAGACUAAAAAUUUUUCCAUUGUCGCUUGUAAACGUAUGCUUAUAAAUAUUAUUAUUCAGCUUGUUUUUCUUGUUAUAAUAGAAUAUUGUGGUUGAAAAUGUUCAUGAGGUU